Molecule: messenger RNA, 2474 nt
Organism: Aspergillus heteromorphus CBS 117.55
Lineage: Eukaryota; Fungi; Ascomycota; Eurotiomycetes; Eurotiales; Aspergillaceae
Exons: 1
Coding region: 76-2343 (755 amino acids)
Biological process (GO): regulation of DNA-templated transcription; chromatin organization
Cellular component (GO): nucleus
Molecular function (GO): DNA binding; chromatin binding
Source: RefSeq, a predicted model, not a curated record
GGGGAUGGAUUCCUGGCAUCACGUGACCGUAUAUAAAUCUGGAUCCGUUCAUGAGGGCCUUCUUGUUGUCGCACCAUGACCGCAACUCAUUCGGGUCUAGAGUUGCAAGCACACACACUCAUUGAUCGGACAGAACGGCGGCGCACGCACAGCCAGCCUGGGGACAUGUCACAGCACAAUGGGGCUCUUUCCUGUCUGGCGUCUAUAGAAGCAGCGCCACCAGCACCCGCAACUUUGCACACCACCACUGCCUCUGCUGUCACUGCCACCACGACCACCUCAGGCUCGCCCCCAUCGGCUCCCUCUCUCAGCACCAGCCUUGGACCCUCGUCAACACAAACCCCAGUCAAUUCCAACCGGUCAUCGAGCACCCCCUCGAGGAGAGUCCACAUCCCGCGGCUUUCAGCGGCUACUACCGAGUUACUGGCACGAGUCACUGGGAGUAUGAAAGCCGCGCAGAGAAAUGAUAGCAACUUUCUCUCCUGGAAUCCCCUUCCUGCUUCCCAGAAUCAGAAUAUCCAGAAGAAAGGCAGAAUGAGGACGUCUUCCACCAUCAUCGAGCUGCCCACGGCGCCGUUCGUAUACUCGAACAAUAUGGCGCCACCUGCGGCUCCCAAGGCUGCGGCCCCGGUGCCUCAAGCACAACAGGGCAAGCAUACACGCCUAGCCACCAUCGCAUGCAGACCAACAGAACCAUUAUCAGCGGUUGCAGCAUCUCCAUCGCCGCAGCUGCCUCCACCCGUGGUUCCCAAGAUUGCGGCCCCGGUGUCUCAAACACCCCCGGACAAGCCUACAGACCCAGCCACUAUCACACAGGGGUCAACAGAACUCUCACCAGCGGUUGCAGUGUCUCCAUCGCCACAGUUGCCUCCACCUGUGGCCCCCGAGGUUGUGGCCCCAGUGCAUCAAGUAUCCCCGGUCCAGCCUACGGCUUUAGCCUCCAUUAGACCAAAGCCAACAGAAGCCUCACCAGCUGUUGAUGCGCCUCCGCCACGGCGACUGUCUCCACCCGAGGCUCCCAAGGCUGUGACGCCUGUGUCUGAAGCACCUCCGGCACAGCCUAGAGCUUUAGCCACCGUUGCUACAAGACCAACAGAACCGUCACCAGCGGUUGAAACGCCUCCGCCACCACAGCUGCCUCCAGUAACACAACUACUGCCGCCAGCCCUCGCGGCUAAGACUUCAUCCCCCGCGACGUCGGCAACUAAACCUAAGAAGCCAGCAGUAGGAGGCGGACGCCAGCGCAAAAGUAUCACGAACGGCAGCAAGCACGGCAGUAAGCGGGGCAAAAAGCGCAGACGCAAUAACGGUAGUGAUGGGGAGGAUGUUAUCAGAGCCGGGGACUCGAGCACCGACGAAUCCGACGUUGCGCCGACAGCGACGCAAACUAAAUCUGGUCGUCAGGUAAACCGACCCUCGUUAUAUGUGCCUCCGCCGUCGGCCCCUGCGGUAGCCAAGGAGACCAGCAACUCGCUGCACACGUCGAAUAAUGCCACUGGCCAGACCGCUGCUCGAAAACGUAAACGUAUUCACCGCAUCGGGAAGGACGCUAUCAUCAAUUGUUUACACUGCCAGAGAGGACAUAGCCCGUUGAGCAAUUCGAUCGUGUUCUGCGAUGAGUGCAAUGCGGCAUGGCAUCAGUUGUGUCACGAUCCUCCCAUCGGCGCGGAGGUGGUCACCGUGAAGGAGAAGGAAUGGUUUUGUCGCGAAUGCCGGCCGGUGCAGAUCUCUAUCAUCCAACCAACGGUCGUUCGGAGCAAUCCCAGUCUCACAAGUGGUCAGCCUCCUUCCUAUCAUCCGUUGGUGGUGCCGAGGACUGAAGUCGGGGCAGAGAGAUACGCAGAUGACGAUCGACGAGGCUUCCUUUCGGGUCUCUCGCACGCCACUCUUGUCGAGCUCCUCAUGACAAUAUCGGAUCACAACCCGACCAUCCCGAUGUUUCCUGGGGAUUUGACCAAAACGCAGGGCUCGAAGUUCGCGUUUCGCCAAUCUCUAUCAGCCGUCCCGACUCCCUCCACAUCUGGGCCUGGUACCGCUGCAACCAGUACUGACUUGACGUCGAUGGAUGAAGCCAACAAGCAAAACGGGGGCACUGCGUCUGGCGGUGCCCACUCCUCGACUCAUCAAAGACGACACGAGGCCUCCGAGGAAGAGUCGGAAUACGAUGUCUAUGAACACCGGCUGUACCCCCGUGCUGGGAACGGGUUCCGGCUCUCGCUCGAUGUGGAUGACCUAGACAUCCUCGGUGAAGAUCCUGCCUGUCCCACGUUCAGCUAUUCGUUACAUGGGCCAGCGCAGAUGCGAGCUGAGAUGAACGAGAGUGUCCCGGUCUGGAGUUCAUGAUACUGGUCUUUUAUAACCCCCCCUCUCCUUGAUCCUCGCUGUCUCCUCUCGUGGGUGUACAAUUAUUCAUAUAACGCAGUGGAUGUCAUAGAUCUCUUAGCCCUCUUUUAUAGCAUGCCUGCAUGGUCCCU